AUUUGUCACAUUAAUGACGUUUCUUUAACUGCUGGUCGCCAGGGCUCCGAAUUUUUAUUCCUUCCAGCAAGCUACCGAUAAAAUUCAAUACAGAUAGCCAUAGAAAAUGGUCUAUAUAAUCUUAAAUCAGGCAACAAAAUCCUUCCGGAGUGGAGGUAUCCGGGUUAUAGCAAGAGCGUACUCAACAACUCAUGAUGCGGACUUAGUAGUGAUUGGCUCGGGCCCUGGUGGCUAUGUCGCUGCUAUUAAAGCUGCCCAACUGGGUCUUAAGACUGUAUCAGUGGAAAAGGACCCAACCCUUGGUGGAACAUGCUUGAAUGUUGGGUGUAUCCCAUCCAAAGCCUUACUUCAUAAUUCACAUUUGUACCAUAUGGCUAAACAUGACUUCAAAAACCGAGGUAUUGAGGUUGGGGCAGUCAACUUCAACUUUGAGAAAAUGAUGGAAUACAAAAGGAAUGCUGUAAAAGCCCUCACUGGAGGCAUUGGCAUGCUGUUCCAAAAGAACAAGGUAAAACUUGUACGUGGAGUGGGAACUAUUAUAAACCCCAAGAAAGUGGAAGUUGCUGGGGAGAAAGGCAAAGAAGUCAUAAACACCAAGAACAUUUUGAUUGCUACUGGAUCUGAAGUCACACCCUUCCCUGGUGUCACAUUUGACCAGACACAAAUCGUUGACUCUUCAGGAGCACUUUCGCUCCCUAAAGUACCCAAAAAGAUGCUUGUGAUUGGUGCUGGAGUAAUUGGAUUGGAGUUGGGAUCUGUCUACCAGAGGCUGGGCGCUGAAGUGCUUGCUAUUGAAUACAUUGACACUAUUGGAGGUGCCGGAAUCGAUGGAGAAGUGGCGAAAACGCUUCACAAGAUCUUAGCUAAACAGGGCAUGAAGUUCAAACUUAGCACGAAAGUUACAGGAGUCAAGAAAGAGGGCAACAACAUUAAAGUUGAAGUCGAACCGUCCAAAGGCGGCACCAAGGAAACCAUCGAUUGUGAUGUUGUGUUAAUCUCGAUUGGUCGUCGUCCUUAUACUAAGGAUCUUGGUCUAGCCAACGUCGGCAUUGCCCUCGACGACCGCGGCCGUGUUCCCGUUAACAACAAGUUUGCAACUACAGUUCCUGGAAUCUACGCAAUCGGCGAUUGCAUCCACGGACCCAUGUUGGCCCACAAAGCUGAAGAUGAGGGGAUAGUUUGUGUUGAAUGCAUAACGGGCAUGAACUCUCACUUCAACUAUGAUGCUAUACCGUCGGUAAUUUACACUACCCCCGAAGUCGGUUGGGUCGGCAAGUCGGAGGAAGAUCUCAAGAAAGAGGGCAAAGCAUACAAGGUGGGCAAGUUCCCAUUCUUGGCUAACUCCAGGGCGAAGACGAAUGGCGAGCCCGACGGUUUCGUUAAGGUUCUGUCAGACAAAGCUACUGACGUGAUCCUUGGCACUCACAUCAUUGGACCCGGUGGUGGCGAGCUGAUUAAUGAGGCUGUGUUGGCACAAGAAUAUGGCGCUGCAGCUGAAGAUGUUGCGAGAGUGUGCCACGCACAUCCUACUUGCGCCGAGGCUCUGCGUGAAGCGAACAUGGCUGCUUACUGCGGAAAGCCCAUCAACUUCUAAACAAUUACCUAGAUAUAUAGUGACCCCAAUUCUGAUGUCACAAACAUACCAGACUAGACUAAAAGUGUUACUUCUGUCAAAUGAUAUUUUCUAGUUAGAAAACUACUGAGACGACAGAUGUAAUGUAGAAAAUCAUAUACCAAUUGUGAUAUAUGUGACCUGUGGCUAAAUAUUAAUAAUUCCGUUGCUGAUUGAAACUAUGUAUCAUAAAAACUUAAGGGAGAAAUGUAUAUACUCAGUAUUUAUUCAAUCUAGCUCACGAAAGCUCAACCAUCGUAGAAUUUGUGGUUACCACAUUGACUUCUGAAAUGAUAUAAAUGUGUUGACGAAUAUAACAUAUUCGAUUAUUAGAAACUCACUGACUCAACAUUUUAAAGGACUAAGGUUCGAGGGAAAUUACCGCAUGGUGAAUAGGACGUUGAUUGUAUCCUAAGUAGUAAUCAUUGAAACAACUUUCAUAAAGUUGUAACUGUGCGUGAGUCAUGGUGCCAGUUAAAGGAACGUGUUUUGUUACUUUUUAUUGUUAUACUUUGAUGUAUUUAUUUAUUUUGUUUUUAUUUAACGUUUAGACAUGUUAUUGUCAUAAAUAACACCUGGCUUUUUGAGUUAUUUUAUUGUUUGAUAUUUUUAUUUUGUAUAAAUUCAGUUCUGCUGCAAUUUCAGAUAGAUACUUGCUUUGUAAUUUGACCCUGCUUUCAAACGUCAGUUUUUUAGACAACAUGGUAAAUCCUUUCUUACUGAAAGAUUUAUGUCACUUACACAUUCCGUGCAUAGCCCCAUGUACUGUUACUACAACCAAGAUGAACUAUGCCGAACUAGAACCUUUGUAUUAUACUGUUUAUUACAAUUUUGUGUGUAUAACAUGUCCUAAAUAAAAAAAUAUCAAUUUUUUAUUGGUUAUCUAUUGUAGUUUGAAAAGUGUCUUUGCAUGAUAAUUUCACAAAUAUUGACUAAUAUGCGAUAUGCCUAUUAUUUCGGAGCAUUUUAGAUGAACUUGUGAUUAUCAUUGUUCAUAAUUCAACACUAUGUACACGUACAUGUACACGUUCACAAUUAUGAGUCAUACAAAACUUUGGUCCCUUCUGUGUUUGAAUAACAUACCAGGCGUAAUGCUGUCUUUCAGCAACUUAUGUACCCCUUCCAUUCACAAUUUUAGAUUAGUCUGGUCACUGGAGUAGACAAAAUUGGGGUCAGUAUUACAUUUACUUCAGGAAAACCCAAUAAAAAACCAUCAGGGUUUUAUUAAGUUACCUAGUUUAGGUUCGCCCUAAGGAAUCUUGUGUGAAUCUGAUUGAACGGAUUUAGGAUAUUUAUAUUUGUUCCAAGUCAUCAUUUUAAUCUCACAAGCAAUGGUGUAUCAAAUUUAUGAAGAGGUGCGUCUUAUUGUGAACCAUUAUUUAUUGAAAUCAUUCAUACCUGCCCAUAUUAUAUAUGUGUAAUAUUUGUAUGUAUGUAUCAUAAAUGGUUCUGUUUAUUUUAUAUAUAAACUUGUUUAUGCAUUUGAAGUAUAUAAUUAUGUAAAUAUAGCUUGGUUUAAUGAAAUA
Messenger RNA from Trichoplusia ni (cabbage looper), 3138 nucleotides. It is a transcript of the gene DLDH, whose product is annotated as dihydrolipoyl dehydrogenase. Bases 107 to 1594 code for a protein of 495 amino acids. The transcript has 12 exons. Gene Ontology annotation, cellular component: mitochondrion; oxoglutarate dehydrogenase complex. Gene Ontology annotation, molecular function: flavin adenine dinucleotide binding; dihydrolipoyl dehydrogenase (NADH) activity. NCBI's taxonomy places the organism in Eukaryota, Metazoa, Arthropoda, Insecta, Lepidoptera, Noctuidae. The record is from RefSeq and is a predicted model, not a curated record.